Vitrella brassicaformis is the source of this 1761-nucleotide messenger RNA. The record is from the annotation of a GenBank genome assembly. NCBI's taxonomy places the organism in Eukaryota, Vitrellaceae.
AUUCAAUCAUACAUCCUUGCAGCGAGUACAGGCCCGGCCACACCGACACAGGACAACACAAAACACAGCGAGUCAAGGCAGACAACAAGCGACAUACAUGCACAGAUCGACGGUGCCGAGAACAUACUCCAAGAAUCAAACACAGCACAGCACAGCACAGCAGCAUCUGGAGACACAGCAAUCCAUUCGCAGCACAGCAAUUAACAACAAAUGGAGAGAUGGAUGGCCCGCCAACCUACCAAAAUCCAUUGCCGACUGACCGACCUAUCUUUCUGACUCAACAUCACCUCGGCCGUCUGUCUGUCCUUCUUUCUGUGUUGGUCGCCCCACUCCUUCAGAGCAUAGAAUCGCCUCCAUUCGGCACCAAAUUCUGCUUUCAUCUUGCUGUUGAUAUCGCGAUCCUCAUGGCACGUGAUCAUCCAGGCGAAAUCGUAGGGCUCCAGCUGUACCCCCACCACAUACCGCUUCACGGCGUAACGCGCGCUCUCCUGGGAGAGGUACGGCGCGAAGAAAGGCGAGUAGAACACGAGGCCCUUGUUGGCCGCUAUCAUCUGCUCUUCAAUCGCCCUCUCCAGACGGCGCAUGGUUUCCAGUAGGUCGUUGUGCGUGACCGACAGGGCGAAGAGGAAGAUGGGCCCGACAGUGAGCAGGUCGACAUUGGAUGAGGGCGCGGGAACGAGAAACGAGGGGAACCUCUUGGACGGAUGGUAGUGCGAUGGAUUGAAGCCGUCAGUAAGCCGAUGGAGUCUCGUGAGUGCGUCAGCCACCACCUGCUGGCGAUAGGCGAGGGCCAGCUGCUCUUUCAUGCCGUAAUCGGACAUGUCCUUCCUCCCUGUGGUGACGUCCCUUGUGCUGUCGAUGAGUUCUUUGCCGGUCUUGUGAGCGGUGAGAAGCUGCCAGUAGAGGUCGGGCAUGACGAUGCAGAUGAGGUGGAAGUUGUGCAUGCCCAGCUUGUUGAUGUAGUACACGUGACCCCUCAUGCGCGUGCCCUGAAUGAACGAACACAGACAGACAGACGGACAGACAGACAGAUGAGAGAGAGCCUGCUGGCUGGCUGGUGUCUUCGUUCUCACAGGGUUGAAUUGCAUUGCCCAUUCCAGCUUGUGCUGCUUGCCGACCUCUUCAAACCUGAAACAAUCAAGGACAACCAACCAUAUCAGCGAACUUGACGCCGCCUCCCUCCCUCCCUACCUGGUGACGGUGUAGCAGAACACCAGAGGGAAUGUGCGCCCCUCAUACUGACAGCUCUCCACCACCGAGAUGGGUAUCGCAUACUCGAGGUCGUCAAGGUGGCGAUAGAACUCGCUCGUUAUGUCGGCGAACUCCACCUUGGACCGCCCGCAGCUCUGCGUCAAAAGGAAGGGCCGCAUCUUCCGGUCAAAGCCGGCGUUGGGUCGAACCAAGAGGGAGCCGCGGGGGAAGAUGUACUCCCUCAUUCGUCCCGCCGCCUCCAGGAACAGCUCCAGAGACCCCUUCUUCGACUGGCUGUCGGAGUUGCUGUCCGAACCGCCCUUGUCUUCACUCGUGGUGACUUUACUGGCAGUUGGAGGUGUGAUGUGGCCGAGGAGGCGGCCAGGGACCAUGGGUGAGGCCAUGGGGAGGUCUCACCAGCCUCGCAGAGGCUCUCGCAGUUGGGGCGGCGAGGCGGGGAGAGGGGAAGCAGAAGGAGGAUAACUUGACGGGAACAGAAAGCAACGACGAUGGACUAAUCCUCAAGAUGAAGCCAGCGUCACUCUCAUCACCCGAAGCAGACAAGUGGAG